AUGACAGUGAGAACAAACACGCCCGACUGCAAACCUGAAAGAUUGAAGGGCGAGAAUAGACGGACAUCUGAGGCCUCAUUGUCAGCAGAGGGGGAAAAGAGACUUGACAGUUUGGAAAAUGGGACAUCAAGCGAUGACCCUGCACCAGCACAAAAAGGGUCCAUCACUGGUUUGAAGUGGUUCUUUGCCUACGCGUCAGUGUUGUCUACAGUUUUUCUCUUCGCCCUUGAUGGAACAAUCGUCGCAACCCUUCAACCUUCCAUCGUUGAGACCUUCGAAACCGAGAGUGAUCUUUCCUGGAUCGGAGUGAGUUUCAUAUUGGGAGAUACCGCUAUUCUACCACUUGGAAAGGCCGUCGGCAGAUUCAACAUCAAAUGGCUCUUUAUCUCUUGUUUGAUGAUUUUUGAAAUCGGGAGUGCGGUCUGUGGCGCGGCGCCCACAAUGGACGCGCUUAUUGUCGGUUGCGUUAUUGCCGGCGUUGAAGGAUGCGGCGUCUAUGUAGGCGGACUUACUUUCGUUGCAUUGCUUACGACGGAUCACGAGCGUCCACUUUAUUUGGCUGGAAUAUAUUGUGUCUGGGGCAUCGGUUGCGUUCUUGGUCCUAUUAUUGGAGGCGCCUUUGCCCAGAGCAGUGCCUCCUGGCGCUGGGGCUUCUACAUCAACCUCCCUAUCGCAGCACUGUUCGCACCCGCCUAUUUCAUCUGCUUACCGCCCAUCAGGCCACAGCCGAACAAGCCCUUCCUAGAGAGACUCCGUUCACUAGAUUGGAUUGCCACAAUCGUGUUCCUGGCUGGGGCCACCUGUCUGAGUAUGGCUCUCAGUUUUAGUGGCACGGAAUACGCCUGGAGCAGCGGUUCCGAAAUUGCUCUCCUCGUCAUGACUGGAGUGCUUCUGAUUGCCUUUAUUUUCGUGACCAUAUUUCACCCAGGGGUGUCGGCGGAAGAUAAACUCUUGCCAUUGGGAUUUAUGCGCACUGCCGACCUCAUUACGCUACCAAUUCAGAGUGCUAUCGUCGCAGGUGCGAUGUAUACAUACAUUUACUAUGUCCCACUGCUUUUCCAGGUUACUAGGUCCGACAGUCCCCUCGAAGGUGGUGUGCGCAUGCUUCCACUCAUUUGCGCGCUGGUUUUCUUCGCCCUCUUGAAUGCGACCUUUAUGCCAAAGCUUGGAUACUAUAUGCCGUGGUAUGUCUUUGGCAAUGCCGUUAUCAUUAUCGGCUCUGCUCUCAUGGUCACUAUUAAUUCGGGUACUUCUCCAGCACGCAUAUAUGGAUACACCUUUCUCAUUGGUGUUGGAGUCGGCUGCUUCCAGAGCGCCGGCGUUGCUGUCGCGUCAGCAAUUGCUGCACCGACUGAAGUGAAUAAUCCUGUGAGCCUCAUGACUAUUGCUCAAAUUUGCGGCGUUCUCGCAUCUCUCUGUAUCGAUGGAGCUGUUUUCCAGAAUCUCGUUAUCAAUAAAAUCAGCAGCGUUCUUCCAGGGUACAGCACCAACGACAUAAGCGAACUCACCGCUGGGACCAGUGGCUCUGUCUUCCAGAGUUUGCGCUCGAAUCAACAAUCAGCUGUUAUUGACCAAGUUACUGAUUCGAUCCGACGGGUCUUCAUUUAUCCUCUUGCUGUCUCCGCAUUUGGGUUUAUUCUUUCAUUUUCCUUGAGUCGCCGGAAGCUAUAUCUUGCCGAAGGUAAAGUUGCUAAAUGA
This is a messenger RNA of Penicillium odoratum, 1698 nucleotides long. RefSeq names its product DNA repair protein RAD50. Gene Ontology annotation, molecular function: transmembrane transporter activity. The transcript is spliced from 7 exons. The coding region runs from base 1 to 1698 and encodes 565 amino acids. NCBI's taxonomy places the organism in Eukaryota, Fungi, Ascomycota, Eurotiomycetes, Eurotiales, Aspergillaceae. The record is from RefSeq and is a predicted model, not a curated record. Gene Ontology annotation, biological process: transmembrane transport.